Molecule: messenger RNA, 1252 nt
Organism: Python bivittatus (Burmese python)
Lineage: Eukaryota; Metazoa; Chordata; Lepidosauria; Squamata; Pythonidae
Gene: STAR
Product: steroidogenic acute regulatory protein
Biological process (GO): regulation of steroid biosynthetic process; steroid biosynthetic process; intracellular cholesterol transport
Cellular component (GO): mitochondrion
Molecular function (GO): cholesterol binding; cholesterol transfer activity
Source: RefSeq, a predicted model, not a curated record
CUCACGAUGCUGCCAGCAACAUUCAAGCUUUGUGCCGGCAUUUCCUACAGACAUUUGCACAACAUGACAGGUUUGAAGAGACAAGCAGCGGUUGCCAUUGUCCAGGAGCUGAAGAAAGUUGCAUUUUCCAGGCCUGGUCCUACCCAGUGGAUCAACAAUGUACACAGAAGGAGUUCUUUGCUAGGUUCUAGGCUGGAAGAGAACCCUUUCAGUGAUACGGAGAUGUCCUACAUCAAACAAGGAGAGGAGGCUCUUCAGAAGUCUCUGAAUAUUCUUGGAGAAAAAAGUGGCUGGAAAACGGAGGCAGUGAUGGGCAAUGGCGACAAAGUCUUAAGCAAAGUGCUGCCUGACGUGGGGAAGGUGUUCCAGCUUGAGGUGGUGGUUGAUCAACCCCUGGAUUGUGUCUAUGAUGAGUUAGUGGAAAAGAUGGAGCAGAUGGGAGACUGGAAUCCAAAUGUUAAAGAAAUCAAGAUUCUCCAGAAGAUUGGCAAAGAUACCGUGAUCACUCAUGAAACCUCAGCGGCCACCCCUGGCAACAUAGUUGGUCCACGAGACUUUGUCAGCGUCCGUUGUUCCAAGAGGCGUGGAUCCACAUGCCUCUUAGCUGGCAUGUCAACCACCUACGCGGCCAUGCCGGAACAAAGAGGAGUUAUCAGAGCUGAGAAUGGUCCCACAUGCAUGGUUCUUCGUCCGGUCCUAGGAGAUCCCUCACAAACCAAGUUAACCUGGCUUCUCAGCAUUGAUUUAAAGGGGUGGCUUCCGAAAACACUAAUCAACCAAGUUCUUUCUCAAACCCAAAUGGAUUUUGCUAACCAUCUCCGCAGUCAUUUGACCAAAUCUGUAUCUGCGCAGGCCGUCAGAUACUGAAAAGAAAUUUCCCCACCUAGCAAUUCUUCCUGGAUGAUGAUCUCUCUCCAUCCCACUCAUGGAUCACUUACUGAAGACUCUAUCCCAGAGAAUUGAUGCUUAUCCCUCUUGAAAUUAACUCCUCUCUCCUGUUAACAUGCAGACUUCUUUGCUUUUUUGUUGCAUCCUUACGUUUAAGAGCCUCCCCUUAGAAAGAUGUGUACAAAGUUUGUGUUCAGGACUGCGGCAGAAUAAGAUAUCUGCUUCAGGUGGCAGGCACUGAAGGGGAUACCAAGAGAUAUCAAUGGUGAUAUCAACCAUGCAGUUUGCCGGGACCCACAAGGCUAGCCUGUUGCUUGCAUGGGCAAGGCGUUGCAUCUUACUUCUGAUCAGCUUCUAAAAACUG